Messenger RNA from Pyricularia grisea, 495 nucleotides. RefSeq lists its product as uncharacterized. Lineage: Eukaryota; Fungi; Ascomycota; Sordariomycetes; Magnaporthales; Pyriculariaceae. The coding region runs from base 1 to 495 and encodes 164 amino acids. The transcript is spliced from 3 exons. The record is from RefSeq and is a predicted model, not a curated record.
AUGGAAUUAUGCUAUGCUGUUGGUUCGGUAAAAGUACAGAGGCAAUGGGGAGUCUCCGCAUCCAAGCACACUGUGCGAUGUGGUGCUUUGCUGUUGGGGGCCACUCCAUCCAACCAGACUGCUCUGAAAGAUGGAGCCGAAAAAUCCUUGUGUGGUGGUGCCGCCGGGUGCAAGCGACGUGUUGCGUGUACUGCCCCUCACCUGGGGCGGCCGUCACCGUCAGUACCCAGAUCAGCCUUCUACCGUAACCUUACCCAGGCCGGGAGACUCGCUUCUCAAAGAGCAAGGCAUUGUGAGCGCCCCCGGCGGCUGCGCCCACUAUACACUGGAAAGCGCCGAGGAUGCACGAUCAAGAAGCUGCCAACGGCGGCGAGACCGCUACUGUAUGCUGCCCUGCUGUUCCUUUUUUCCGAGUUUAGUUUUGCCCAUUUUGUCUUCAUCUCAUUCGUAUCAUCCUCUCGUGGUUCCCCACCGGCGUGCAUUCGCCUCGCAUGA